GCCUUUCCUGCCUGUGCCCCUGGCAUGAGGCUCGUGUCCAAGGAGGCUGAGCACUCGUGCUGGAGUGGGAUGUGGGGUGGACACUGAGGGAUGGCCACCAGGGCAGGACAUGAGGUGAGUGUGGGGUGUGGGGUUGCACUCUGGAGCACUGGAGGAUGGGCACAGUGAACCUCCCAUCCUGCUCCCCAAAAGCCAUCCCUUCCCUGACAGUUGCCAUUCCCUGGGAAGGGGUGAUGGCAGGGGCUGAGCUGUGCUGUGGGGACAGUGUAGGGGGUAGUGUGACACAGGGGGCUCCUGCACUUUGGCCUGCUUGGGGCCUGGGUCCUCAGGUCCACAUGUGUCCCCAUCCUGUCCUGCAGCACUGCCCCAUGCCACUCAUGUCCCCAUGUCCUUCAAGUCCCCAUGCUGUCCUGCAGCCAUUCCCACGUUGGUGGGGAGCAGGACAUACCAGAUGAAGCCCAUGCUGUCCCUGGCUGAGGGCUGUGCCUGUGACACCCGUGUCUGUCCCCACAGGAGCUGGUGAUGGCGAUGAUGACAAUGCAGAUGGGAGGACUGAUGAUGGCCAUGCUGGGCUGGCUGGGCUCCAUCCUCACCUGUGCCCUGCCCAUGUGGAAGGUGACGGCCUUCAUUGGUUCCAACAUCGUGGUGGCCCAGGUAUUCUGGGAAGGGCUGUGGAUGAACUGCGUCUACGAGAGCACAGGGCAGAUGCAGUGCAAGGCCUACGACUCCCUGCUGGAGCUCACCUCUGACCUGCAAGCUGCUCGUGCCCUGGUGGUCACCUCCAUCUUUGUGGCCUGCCUCGCCUUCUUCAUCGCCCUCUCAGGAGCUGACUGCACCCGCUGCGUGGAUGACAAUGGCACCAAGACCAGGAUCUCUGCGGUGGCAGGUGUCAUCUUCAUCAUGGCCAGCAUCAUGCUGCUGAUCCCUGUCUCCUGGUCUGCCAACAGCAUUGUCAGCAACUUCUACAACCCUAUGGUGCCCGAGGCCCUCAAGAGAGAGCUGGGGGCUGCCCUCUACAUUGGCUGGGCCUCCAGUGCCCUGCAGCUCUUUGGUGGGGGUGUCCUGUGCUGCUCGGGAUCCCAGUCCCAGCAGGACCCCUACCAGAAGAAGUACAGGGCAGUGAAAACCUGUGGCCCAAUGGGCUAUGCCAUGAAGGACUAUGUGUGAGCCACUGUACCGAGGUGCCAGUCCAAGGCAGAGCACCACUGUCCCUGUCCUGCAUCCCUGUGCCACCCCCUGCCCCUGCAUUGCCUCCUCCUGCCCAUCCCCAUGCUGGCUGACCCUCAGCACGGUCCCCAUAUGUGCCCUUCCCCAGGGCAGGGACUA
Messenger RNA from Prinia subflava (tawny-flanked prinia), 1326 nucleotides. Its product is annotated as claudin-4-like. The coding region runs from base 523 to 1167 and encodes 214 amino acids. The transcript has a single exon. Lineage: Eukaryota; Metazoa; Chordata; Aves; Passeriformes; Cisticolidae. Gene Ontology annotation, molecular function: structural molecule activity. Gene Ontology annotation, biological process: bicellular tight junction assembly; cell adhesion. The record is from RefSeq and is a predicted model, not a curated record. Gene Ontology annotation, cellular component: bicellular tight junction; plasma membrane.